AUGGCUGCAGCUUCAAAGUCAUUUUCAGGUCUUCUUGUCCAUUUCAUCUUUGUAGUAUUAUUUGUGUUCAGCCCUGUGAAUGCCCAACUGAAAGUAGGGUUUUACUCCAAGACAUGCCCGCAAGCUGAGGCCAUAGUUAAGGAGGUUAUCGAUGGAGUCCUCUCCGUAGCUCCUUCCCUUGCUGGCCCCUUGUUGAGGAUGCAUUUUCAUGAUUGCUUCGUUAGGGGCUGUGAUGGGUCAGUGCUGUUAAACUCUAGCUCUCAUCAAGCUGAAAAAGAUGCAUUCCCAAAUUUAACCCUUCGAGGAUACCAGGUUAUCGACAGAGUCAAGUCUGCAUUAGAAAAGGCUUGUCCCGGAGUAGUUUCAUGUGCAGACAUCGUGGCUAUUGUAGCUAGGGAUGUCACCGUUGCGUCCAAGGGUCUACGCUGGGAAGUUGAAACUGGAAGAAGAGAUGGAACGGUUUCCAACUUAACAGAAACCUUCACCAACUUGAUAGCUCCUGAUUCAAACAUUACUACGAUAAUAGCAAGAUUUCAAGCUAAGUGCCUGAGCGUAAAAGAUGCAGUGGUGCUAUUAGGUUCUCACACCAUUGGUACUUCUCACUGCUCGUCAUUCAAUUCCCGGCUUUACAACUUCACCGGAAAGGGAAUCAAUAAUGACUCUGAUCCCACAUUGGAUUCAGCAUAUGCAAAAGCGCUGAAGAUAAAAUGCAAGCCAGGAGAUCAAAAUUCACUGGUCGAAAUGGAUCCCGGGAGCUUCAGGACAUUUGAUGCAGACUAUUAUACACUUGUGAGUAAAAGAAGGGGCCUAUUCCAGUCUGAUGCAGCUCUCCUUGACAACAGUUUCACAAAAGCUUAUGUUGAGCUUCAGGCGGCCACCAAGGGAUCCACUUUCUUGAAAGACUUUGGUGUGUCCAUGGUCAAAAUGGGCAGGGUCGGAGUUCUAACAGGUACAGCAGGUGAAAUCAGGAAAGUAUGCAGCAAGGUUAACUAG
Messenger RNA from Hevea brasiliensis (rubber tree), 993 nucleotides. Its product is annotated as peroxidase 27-like. The transcript has 4 exons. Lineage: Eukaryota; Viridiplantae; Streptophyta; Magnoliopsida; Malpighiales; Euphorbiaceae. Bases 1 to 993 code for a protein of 330 amino acids. The record is from RefSeq and is a predicted model, not a curated record. Gene Ontology annotation, molecular function: heme binding; peroxidase activity. Gene Ontology annotation, cellular component: plasmodesma; plant-type cell wall. Gene Ontology annotation, biological process: response to oxidative stress; hydrogen peroxide catabolic process.